This is a messenger RNA of Caenorhabditis remanei, 1047 nucleotides long. RefSeq lists its product as uncharacterized. Lineage: Eukaryota; Metazoa; Nematoda; Chromadorea; Rhabditida; Rhabditidae. The coding region runs from base 1 to 1047 and encodes 348 amino acids. The transcript is spliced from 3 exons. The record is from RefSeq and is a predicted model, not a curated record.
AUGCCGAUUCAAGAGAUUAAAAGUGGCGAGGAGGUCGCUGCCUUCAUCAAGGAUCCGUCACCUGCCGUACUUCACUUCUACGCCUCGUGGGCUCCGAGUUGCGAUCAAGUCAACGAUCUGCUCGAUGAUCUCGUUGCUGAAAUCGCCUUGCCCCUUCGUGCCGCCUACAUUGAUGCUGAAGCUCUUCCAGGAAUCUCAUUGAACUUCAAAAUCACUGCUGCUCCAACUCUCGUCUUUUUCAGUAAUGGAAAGGAAGUGGACCGAGUCGAUGGAUUCGUUCCAAAAGAGAUUCAAUCGAAAGUUGUGCUCACUGCUAGUCGUUCGCUUUCUCAGAAUUCGUCAUCUGACUCCAGUUCAACUUUAUCUUCUACUCAAUCUCUGACUCCAGAACAAGAAAAAGAGGCUUUGAAUGCUCGAUUGAAGUCCUUGGUUUCCUCGAAUAAAGUAAUGCUUUUCAUGAAAGGAAACCCUGCUUCGCCACGUUGCGGAUUCUCCAGAACCAUUGUGGACUUGCUCAAUUCCCACAACAUCGAAUUCGGCUCUUUUGACAUCUUUUCGGAUGAAGCUGUUCGUCAAGGGCUCAAGGAAUACUCUAAUUGGCCGACUUACCCACAGCUAUAUUUGGAUGGAGAGCUUGUCGGAGGACUCGAUGUCGUCAAGGAGGAAUUCCAAGAUCAAGGAUUUAUUGACGCUCUUCCAAAAGUUGGAGGAUCAGCUUCAAAUGGGAAAGAUGAUUUGGAGAAAAGAUUGAAAGUGUUGGUAUCAUCUCAUCGAAUGAUGUUAUUCAUGAAGGGUAAUCGAGAUACUCCAAAAUGCGGAUUCUCUCGAACUAUCAUUGAGCUAUUGAACAAUGCUCGCGCCGAUUAUCAAACUUUUGACAUUCUCGAAGAUGAAGAAGUUAGACAGGGACUCAAGGAGUUCUCAAACUGGCCGACCUAUCCGCAGCUUUAUCUUGAUGGAGAGCUUAUUGGAGGACUCGAUGUCGUCAAGGAAGAACUCCUGGACACCCAUUUCCUUCGUCAAAUUCCGAGAAUUCGGAAUGAAUAA